UGAGCAUUAAUUUCGUAGUAAAAAAUUUCGAUAAAGCUGCAUCGAUCGUCAAUACGUACGUGCUGCAUCGAUCGUCAAUACGGCAUGUACAACUGAUCUGUCGUGGGGUAAGUACUUCCAACAACUAUCUUCGACGGCGGACUGCUGCCACGGUCAGCUCUACUGUACACCAAGUGUCUUUGGGGUGUCGGGCAGUUCGGGGAGCGAGCAACAACACUACACAUGUGUACGUCAAUACGACGCGCCCCUCACAACGGUAUGUGACGGAGCGGGUCAUUUUCCAGUCCGUUCGGGCGGACGAAUUGUGUCUCCGUCGGUGGACCGGCUGGGUUCCACGGCCUCCGGCGCUGCGGCCGGCGGCCAGGUCGGGACAGGACCGAGUGACGCGGGGCGCGCUGCCGCGGUGCGCGCUGCCGCGAAUCACCCCAUUGGUAUGUGACAGUGUGAGUGGCUUUGUCGGUGUCGGACUAAAGUCUGUCAUUGAUGUUCUUCGUUGUUGUCUUCUGCACUUUCUGCGCUACCCUUCACGAAAGCAUGCGCAUUUAGUGUCUGUACUAGGCAAACCGCGAGGAAGCAGCUUUUUGCAAAAAGACACUUACUUACUCCUACUCCUUACUAUAUUCUAA
Molecule: messenger RNA, 626 nt
Organism: Amoebophrya sp. A120
Lineage: Eukaryota; Dinophyceae; Syndiniales; Amoebophryaceae
Source: the annotation of a GenBank genome assembly